This is a messenger RNA of Fusarium keratoplasticum, 954 nucleotides long. RefSeq names its product Citrate/oxoglutarate carrier protein. The transcript has 3 exons. Bases 1 to 954 code for a protein of 317 amino acids. Gene Ontology annotation, molecular function: tricarboxylate secondary active transmembrane transporter activity. The record is from RefSeq and is a predicted model, not a curated record. Lineage: Eukaryota; Fungi; Ascomycota; Sordariomycetes; Hypocreales; Nectriaceae. Gene Ontology annotation, cellular component: mitochondrion. Gene Ontology annotation, biological process: alpha-ketoglutarate transport; mitochondrial citrate transmembrane transport.
AUGGCUGCCAUCCGUACCGACCUUCCCGGCCCCAUUGGGGACAAGAAGCUGGAGAAGAAGCCCAUCAAGUUCUCCAACUUGCUGCUGGGCGCCGGCCUCAACAUGUUCGAGGUGACCACCCUGGGUCAGCCUCUCGAGGUCGUCAAGACUACCAUGGCUGCCAACCGAGGUGACGGCAUGGCCAAGGCUUUGGGACGCGUCUGGUCCCGCGGUGGUCCUCUGGGCUUCUACCAAGGUCUCAUCCCCUGGGCCUGGAUCGAAGCUUCCACCAAGGGCGCCGUCCUUCUCUUCGUUGCCUCCGAGGCCGAGUACUACGCCCGCGUCGCUGGCGCCUCCGAGUUUGGCGGUGGCAUCAUCGGUGGCAUCACCGGUGGUGUCGCUCAGGCCUAUGCCACCAUGGGCUUCUGCACCUGCAUGAAGACGGUCGAGAUCACCAAGCACAAGAUCGCCGCCACCGGUGUCAAGCCCCCCUCUACCUUCCAGACCUUUGGCGACAUCUACCGCAAGGAGGGUAUUCGUGGCAUCAACAAGGGUGUCAACGCCGUCGCUAUCCGCCAGAUGACCAACUGGGGUAGCCGCUUCGGUCUGAGCCGUCUCGCCGAGGGCUGGAUCCGCUCCGCCACUGGCAAGAAGGAGGGUGAGAAGCUCUCUGCUGGCGAAAAGGUCAUUGCCAGCGCCGUCGGUGGUGGUCUCAGCGCCUGGAACCAGCCCAUCGAGGUCAUCCGCGUUGAGAUGCAGAGCAAGAAGGAGGACCCCAACCGUCCCAAGAAGAUGACGGUUGGCAACACUUUCAAGUACAUCUACGAGACCAACGGUGUCCGCGGUCUCUACCGUGGCAUCACCCCCCGUAUCUCUCUGGGUAUCUGGCAGACGGUCUGCAUGGUUGCGUUUGGUGACAUGGCCAAGGCUUACGUCGAGAAGCUGACCGGCGAUGCGGUUACUGCUAAGCAUUAG